UCUUCUGUAGAUGGCAGAGAAAUGACAAUUCAAGACACAUAACCUUGAGUGAACAGUAGUAAACAGAUUUUUCAGCUGAUUAAUUUAUUUUUAAAAUGGGAAGAUUGCAUUGUUGAUUCGUUGUUCAAAGUAUUCACUUGAUAAGUUAAGAUCAGGAUGAGACGCUGGUCAUUAUAACGUGAAAAGUGUUUUUAAUCUGUAUAUUGAAAAUUGUUACGUGCUUUCAAUUACUAGAAAAAUAAUAUAUUUAUUCCUAUUGUUGUAAAAACGAUAGUAUAAGCAUGUUUCGAUAUUGCGUUACGUCAAGCGCAACAAUCGCGAAUAGUACAGUGUUCAAAUUAAGCAUACGAAGGAAAAGUGCUUCUACAAAACGUAAAAGACAGUUAGCAAGCAAUGAAGCAACAGAAGCAAGGCUAACAUCACAUGACACAUCAGUUUGUAAAACUUCUGUAAAUAAUGCAACAUCUAUUGAUUAUACAGUACAUGAACAAACUGAUGAAAAGAAUACUGCAUUAAAAGGAAAAUAUUCAAACUUGUCAUUGGUAUCAGAUAUAGAUGAAUUGAAAACUACAAAUAAGUUUAAACUAAUGGAGAAAUUACAAUCAUUUUCUAUCUUUGGUUCUGAAGCAGCAGAAAGUGAAGGAAUACAGUGUACUGAAGAUAACGAAGAUAAAACAAAACCCAGUAUUCCAAGUGUAACAUACAUUCUCAAUGAGACUAUGUCUCUGAAAGCAAAGGCUGCUUUAGAAUUAUGGAAAAAGAACAUCAUUGAUAAAUUUGGAAAAGACUACUUCAGAAUUUUCUGCAAAGGAUUAUUGGAUGAUGGUAAAUUAUUUCAUUCAUGUAUACAGAACGUAUUGUCGCAUAAAGAAUUUGAAAUUCCGCCUCGCGUCAAAUCGGCAUAUUUCAGCGUGGAACCAAUAUUAAAUGAUAUACAAAAUGUUUACAAACUUGAAACAUACGUGACUCACCCAAUUUUGCGAUACAGAGGAAUAGUAGACUGCAUUGCUUCUUAUAGGGAUCAAGUGUACGUAAUUGAUUGGAAAAAGUCGGGUAAACAGAAGGCAUCGCUGGCAGCAACGUUCGAUGCACCCGUACAACUCGCCGCUUAUAUCGGAGCUAUAAACGCUUCGAAUGAGUACUCGUUCAGGAUAGAUAGGGGUUUGGUUGUCGUCGCUUAUACAAACGGCGAACCCGCUAGCGUUCACGAGUUGAAUAAUAACACUUUACAAAAGGCAUGGGAAGAAUGGUUAAGAAGACUGGAAUUGUUUUACAGGAAGUCGAAUGAAGCAAACUGAUACGCUUACUUUUAUAUUUAAUUCUGUAUUACAAAAUACUCUAAAUAUUUUUUUAUACAAAUAAAUAAUUUAUGUUGGA
Molecule: messenger RNA, 1377 nt
Organism: Ceratina calcarata
Lineage: Eukaryota; Metazoa; Arthropoda; Insecta; Hymenoptera; Apidae
Product: mitochondrial genome maintenance exonuclease 1
Exons: 4
Coding region: 282-1298 (338 amino acids)
Biological process (GO): mitochondrial DNA replication
Cellular component (GO): mitochondrion
Molecular function (GO): single-stranded DNA exodeoxyribonuclease activity
Source: RefSeq, a predicted model, not a curated record